Molecule: messenger RNA, 3189 nt
Organism: Sphaerulina musiva SO2202
Lineage: Eukaryota; Fungi; Ascomycota; Dothideomycetes; Mycosphaerellales; Mycosphaerellaceae
Product: catalase-peroxidase 1
Exons: 2
Coding region: 629-2866 (745 amino acids)
Biological process (GO): cellular response to hydrogen peroxide; hydrogen peroxide catabolic process
Cellular component (GO): cytosol
Molecular function (GO): heme binding; catalase activity
Source: RefSeq, a predicted model, not a curated record
CCUGCUUCUGGGUGCUUCUCAGACUACUAACCUGACCUUCCAGGCUGGGUACAUUACGUGGUCUUGGCAGCGGCGACUGGCGAUCGCGAGAAAGGCACGGCACCUGCACACGAAAUCACGAAUUCACACACUGGAACCUCCCGUCUCAGGUCAGGUACUAGACACAGUCCAUGACGCAGUACGAGGCAGCAGCCAAACCCAGCAGCCCGCUCUCGCUGUCUGAAAAAGGCAAGGGUCACCGAGGGCGAGAGCGAUGCUGGUCACCCCACUACGAGCAGCCCCGUCCAGCGAAUCACAACGUCGCCUGCAAGAGGUGCUUCUGCUCUACCCCGCGCCUUCCCGAAAGAUUCCUGGUCCGCUGGGCUAGCUUCGCUGUCGCUGUCCAACAAUGUGCCUGAGGAGGGUCAGCAAUAACAAAACAGCCACCUCCUGCCACUCUUCCGCCCCUUCCCUCUCCCUCUCCCUCUCACUCACUCUCUCUGUCAUCCACUGACACUCUACUACAUACUCUGCUCAUCUGCAGCACAUCUUGCACACUUACCCGUUGUAUACCACUACCACUACUCCUCCUCUUCCUCCUCCUCCUCCUCCUCCCACUCGUACAACUACCUCUAGAAACACCAGCACCAUGGGAGAGUGCCCAAUCAAGACCGCACCCGUGGGUGGUGGCGGAACCCGAAACAGAGAUUGGUGGCCCAAUGAGCUGCGGACCAGCAUCCUCCGCCAGCACACUGACCGGACCGAUCCCUUUGGUGGCAAGUUUGACUAUGCCCAAGCAUUCAAGAGCCUCGACUACGCUGGCGUCAAGAAGGAUCUCAAUGCAUUGAUGACCGACUCGCAAGAGUGGUGGCCUGCUGAUUUCGGCCACUACGGUGGUCUGUUUGUCCGAAUGGCAUGGCACAGUGCAGGCACGUACCGUGUAUUCGAUGGUCGGGGAGGUGGUGGCGAGGGACAGCAGCGCUUUGCCCCUCUCAACUCGUGGCCCGACAAUGUCUCUCUGGACAAGGCUCGUCGACUGCUUCUUCCUAUCAAGAUGAAGUAUGGCAACAAGAUCUCCUGGGCGGAUCUCUUCCUCCUCACUGGAAACGUUGCCCUGGAAUCCAUGGGCGUUAAGACGUUUGGUUUUGCAGGCGGUCGUGCUGACACAUGGGAGGCUGACGAGUCCGUCUACUGGGGUGGCGAGACCACCUGGCUCGGAAACGAGGUUCGAUACUCGGACGGCAAGGAGGGUAUCGCCGGCCAUGGUGUCGUCGAUGGCGACCAGUCCAAGAAGGGUCAUGCCGACAUUCACUCUCGUGACCUCGAGAAGCCGCUGGCGGCUGCUCACAUGGGUCUGAUCUAUGUCAACCCCGAGGGACCAGACGGUGUCCCUGACCCACUCGCAUCUGCCCGUGACAUCAAGACCACAUUUGGCCGCAUGGCCAUGAACCACGAGGAGACUGUGGCACUGAUCGCUGGUGGCCACGCCUUUGGCAAGACUCACGGCGCUGGUCCAUCUGAGAACCUGGGCGUUGAGCCCAACGCUGCUGGCGUCGAGGCACAGGGCUUUGGCUGGCAGAACAAGUACAAGUCUGGCAAGGGUCCAGACACCAUCACAUCCGGCCUCGAAGUGACGUGGACCAGCACACCAGUGCAGUGGAGCAACAAAUACCUAGAGUACAUGUACAAGUACGACUGGGAGCUGACCAAGUCGCCAGCUGGUGCCAACCAGUGGGUGGCCAAGACGGACGACAAGAUCAUUCCUCACGCAUACGACCCCAACGUCAAGCUGAAGCCCACCAUGUUGACUUCAGAUCUCGCUCUUCGCUUCGACCCUGAGUUUGACGUCAUCUCCCGCAACUUCCUCGAGAAUCCAGACAAGCUCCACGAUGCUUUUGCACGUGCGUGGUUCAAGCUGCUCCACCGUGAUAUGGGUCCUCGUUCCCGAUGGCUCGGACCAGAGAUCCCCAAGGAGGUCUCGUUGUGGGAGGACCCCAUCCCCGACCCACCAGCCCAGACUAUUAGUGAGCAGGACGUCGAGGCUCUCAAGAAGCAGAUUCUCUCCACCGGCACCGAGCCCACCAAGUUCAUCUCUGUUGCCUUUGCCGCUGCAUCUUCCUUCCGUGGAAGUGACAAGCGCGGUGGCGCCAACGGAGCUCGCAUUCGCUUGGAGCCACAAAAGAGCUGGGAGGUCAACAACCCUUCGCAGCUCCAGGAGGUCUUCGGCGUACUGGAGAAGGUGCAAAAGGACAGUGGAAAGCAGGUCUCGAUGGCCGACUUGAUUGUCCUGGCGGGAAGUGCUGCCAUUGAGCAGGCUUCUGGUCUCAAGGUGCCUUUCAUUCCCGGCCGCACUGAUGCCACCCAGGAGCAGACCGAUAUUGAGUCUUUCUCCCACUUGGAGCCUCGCAUCGAUGGCUUCCGUAACUACGGCAAGUCGACCUCUCGUGUCUCGGCCGAGCAAUUCCUCGUCGACCGUGCACACCUCCUCACUCUAUCGGCACCACAACUCACUGCCCUGGUCGGCGGUCUCCGCGUGUUGAACCAGAACUAUGACGGUUCCGCACACGGUGUCUUCACCAAGACACCCGGCCAACUCACCAACGACUUCUUCAAGAACCUCCUCGACCUCAACACGGAAUGGAAGCCUACCGGCCACGAUGUGUUUGAGGGAGUGGACCGCAAGUCUGGCUCAAAGAAGUGGUCUGCCACCCGUGUCGACUUGAUUUUCGGAUCGCACCCCGAGUUCCGUGCCAUUUCGGAAGUGUAUGGUGCAGCUGAUGGAGAGGCCAAGUUCAAGCAGGACUUUGUCGACGUUUGGGUGAAAUUGGCCAAUGCCGACCGAUUUGAUCUGACUUCUGCCGCAAGUAAGUCGAAGCCUCGCCUGUGAGAAGAAAGAGAACUAAGCGACGGAUUGGGACGAUGGUGACGGUGGAAGCAAGUGGCAAUACGAGGAAAUGACAGAUUUGGCAAGAUUGGAUUUAGCGAUUCGUGCGGUGUGAGGGACCAUUGAUGGUUUAUGUUGGUCCCGCAUAUGAGAUAUCAUGCGAGAUGACUUUUUGUCUCUGACUCCAUGUACAGAGUUCAAUGGAAAUGAAUUAAGUGAAAAGAAUGUGCAUGACUUAUUCCUGCUUAUGUUUGAGUGAUUUGCAAGAGCGACUACCUUUUGUGUUACAGUGUGCCUUCUGUUAGGUAGGUGUAUCUGUACUUUUU